UUGGAGGCCAGUCUGGGCUAUUUUAUAAAUGAAAAGAGCCCCUUCCUCCUCAGGAUGCUUGGCUGGUACUGGUGCACACUUCUGGAAGACAAGGGGUUAUGGCUCCAUUUUACAGAAGAGGAAAGGCGAGAUUCAAAGGCGCAACCAGGAGGACGGCAUCCCAGGGUCUCCUCUUCCAGGAAGCCUUCCCCUCCGCCUGGGACCCAGUGAGUCCGCCUGGGCCUCUGUUCUGCAGGCCCAGCUCUGACAGCCCUUGGGGUCCUGCGGGUCAGUUCGGUGGGAUCCCCUUCCAUCCGCAGGGCAGGCCUGGGGCUGCCUCAGGACCCCAAGGGCCUCCUGUCCCUGGAGCCAGACCCUCAGGGCUGCCCUCACAAGAUAAGUCGGCUAUUUUCACCAUUUCCUUCCUGCCACCCAAUCGGCCACUGUCAGCCGCCUUCCAGAGCGUUACCACCGCAGCCCCAGCCCAGCGGCACUGGCCGCCAAAAGGGAGCCCUGACCAGAGGCCUCGCAGUGUCCCCACGGGGGCUUCUGGGGACACCCACGCCCCAACCCUUCCCAGCCACCCGACUGUGCCGCCUUCCCAGGGAGGACCAGCCAGGCCCUGCGCCCUGUGGUCACCAGCCGCUCACAGCGACCGAGCCGCCUGCCAGAUGCCAACCUGGGCUCUGCUGGGCCUGCUCUGGGCUGUGGCCGGGGCCACCCAGGACUGUCCCGCUCGGUGCUCCUGCCAGGCCCUGGAGUCCAUGGGGCUGCGGGUGGACUGCGCGGGCCGGGGGCUGGCGGCCCUGCCCGCCCUGCCUGCCCACACGCGCCAGCUGCUGCUGACCAACAACAGCCUGCGCACGGUGCCCCCCGGCGCCUUCGACCGCCUGCCACAGCUGCAGACCCUGGAGGUGGCCCACAACCCCUGGCACUGUGACUGCGGCCUCGCCUACCUGCGCCUCUGGCUGCAGGACCACACGCCCGAGGCCCUGCUGGUCGCCCACUGUGCCAGUCCAGCCCGGGCCGCCCGCCGCCCGCUGGGCCAGCUGACCGGCUACCAGCUGGGCAGCUGCGGCUGGCAGCUUCAGGGGUCCUGGGCCUACCCGGGGGUCUGGUGGGACAUGGCGCUGGUGGCAGUGGCCACACUGGGCCUGGCUCUCCUGGCUGGCCUACUGUGCGUCUCCACAGAGCCCUGGCGCUGAACCCAGCUGGCCUGUGGUCACCUCCAGGUCAAGAGGUCGGGCCCGGAAGCAGCUCCCCACACCCCACCAAAGCUGGUCAGCACAAACCAUCAGAAUCCCGAAAUGAGUAGGGUUGGGGACGCAGCUCAGGUGGCAGAGCGCUUGCCUCACGUGCACAA
Sciurus carolinensis (gray squirrel) is the source of this 1342-nucleotide messenger RNA. RefSeq names its product glycoprotein IX platelet (gene Gp9). The transcript has 3 exons. NCBI's taxonomy places the organism in Eukaryota, Metazoa, Chordata, Mammalia, Rodentia, Sciuridae. The coding region runs from base 99 to 1184 and encodes 361 amino acids. Gene Ontology annotation, molecular function: protein binding. The record is from RefSeq and is a predicted model, not a curated record.